Pelagomonas calceolata is the source of this 479-nucleotide messenger RNA. The record is from the annotation of a GenBank genome assembly. NCBI's taxonomy places the organism in Eukaryota, Pelagophyceae, Pelagomonadales, Pelagomonadaceae.
GACUCAUUACGCAGCGCUAAGGGCUACCUGGCAAUAUUGAGAUCGCUGCUGCAGUCCACGCCCUCUGGCAGAGGUUACUACAGCGCGCUGCUCGACGCCAUCGCUGCACAAGCUAGACAAAAAAAUGCUCGCGCUGCGCCGCGCGGCUUGCAUAAGGCCGCAGGUCCGCUGCCUGGCCACAACACCAACAAAUCAAAAACGAUGGGGCCCGCCAACACCACCUACGACGACAAACCUGCCGCGCGGCUGCCUCGUCGGUUCGGUAGUCUCGACGGCCAUGGCCAAGACCGUGAAUGUGGAUGUGACGCGGACGAAAAUCGUGCCCAAGUACCGCAAAGCUAGAAGGUAUUCGCGGCGCUUCCUCGCGCACGACGAAGACCAAGAGUGCUCAUUGGGAGACGUCGUGAGGAUUGCGCCCUGCCGGCCGCUUAGUAGGAGGAAGCACUUCGUCGUCCAGGAAAUACUAAAGAAGAACUAAG